UUGUCUUGUGUAGGACUAGCAAUCAAUAUAACCAAAAGCAUUUCUGUUUUUGCUCACUGCAGGAAACAUCACAGCAGGAGUAACAUCAAGAACAGAAUGACGAGACUGACUCUGUUGGCAGGCCUUUGCCUGUUAUUGGCGCAUUUUGGUACUGCUACUGACCUUAUAUGCUACUUCACAAACUGGUCCCAGUACAGACCUAGUAAUGGGAAGUACUUGCCUGAUAAUGUUGAUCCUCAGCUCUGCACCCAUCUAAUCUAUGCCUUCUCCGUCAUUAAUUAUGCUAACGAGCUGGUCACCUACGAGUGGAAUGAUGAUGUUCUCUACAAAUCUUUUAACAAUCUGAAGCAAAGGAAUCCCAGUCUGAAAACUCUUCUGGCUGUGGGAGGAUGGAACUUCGGUACAUCCCAGUUCACGACCAUGGUGUCGACCCCAGCAAACAGACAGAAGUUCAUCCAGUCCUCCAUCACGUUCCUGAGAACUCACGGUUUUGAUGGGCUGGAUCUGGACUGGGAGUAUCCAGGAUCCCGUGGAAGCCCUGCAGAGGAUAAACAGAGAUUCACACUGCUCUGUAAGGAGCUUUUGGAGGCUUAUGAAGCUGAAGGCAAGGCUACUGGACGUCCCAGACUGAUGGUCACAGCUGCAGUGGCUGCUGGAAAAGAAACCAUUGAUGCUGGAUAUGAAAUCGCUGAGAUUGCCAAGUAUCUGGAUUUCAUCAGCAUCAUGACUUAUGAUUUCCACGGGGCCUGGGAAACUUUCACUGGCCACAACAGCCCUCUGUAUCGCGGUUCCCAUGACCAAGGAGAACUUAUCUACUUCAACACUGAUUUUGCUAUGAAUUAUUGGAAGGAUCAGGGUACCCCUCUGGAGAAGCUGAGGAUGGGUUUUGCCACUUAUGGCAGAACAUUUCGUCUGACAUCUGGAGACACUGGAGUUGGAGCUCCAGCCAAUGGUGCUGCUUCUGCCGGGACCUACACCAGAGAGGCAGGAUUCUGGUCCUACUAUGAGAUCUGCAACUUCCUUCAAGGAACAAACAUCCAGUGGAUCGAUGAUCAGAAAGUACCUUACGCUACCAAAGGAAAUGAGUGGGUGGGGUUCGACACCCAAGAGAGUUAUGAAAUAAAGGUCCGCUAUCUGAAAGAUAAUAAAUUUGGAGGAGCAAUGGUCUGGGCUUUGGAUCUGGAUGACUUUGCAGGACAGUUCUGUGGGAAGGGCAACUACCCUCUUAUCAGCCACCUCAAGAAACUGCUGAAUUCAGAUCUGCCUCCUCUGCCCUCACUUCCUCCAACCACUGCUCCAAUCCCUGUGACGACUACGUGCAUAUCUGCUGCACCUGAAACAACUGCUGCACCUCAAACAUCUACCGCACAUCAAACAUCUACCACAACUCAAACAUCUACCACAACUCAAACUGCUCCUGAGUCUCAAACAUCUACUACUCCACCAGCUCCCCCGACUGAUCCUCCAACCAUUGAGUUCUGUCUGGGCAAGUCUGACGGUAUCUACCCAAAUCCUAGUGAUCCUACGUCCUUCAUCCAGUGUGCUAACGGCAUUAAAUUCGUACAGUACUGCCCUGCAGGCACUGUCUACAGUGACAGCUGCAAAUGCUGCAACUGGCCUAACUAAACGCAGGGUACUGACUAUAAUGGGAUGCACACAUGAGCACUUUGAACUGAGUAGAUGACAUGUAUUGCAGUGUGUUUAUGCAUAUUUGUAUGACUAUACAGAAUGAUUUGUAAAUAAAGUUUAAUUAAAGAAGCUGA
Molecule: messenger RNA, 1763 nt
Organism: Astyanax mexicanus (Mexican tetra)
Lineage: Eukaryota; Metazoa; Chordata; Actinopteri; Characiformes; Acestrorhamphidae
Product: acidic mammalian chitinase
Exons: 11
Coding region: 97-1626 (509 amino acids)
Biological process (GO): chitin catabolic process; carbohydrate metabolic process
Cellular component (GO): extracellular region
Molecular function (GO): chitinase activity; chitin binding
Source: RefSeq, a predicted model, not a curated record